This is a messenger RNA of Peronospora belbahrii, 3168 nucleotides long. NCBI's taxonomy places the organism in Eukaryota, Oomycota, Peronosporomycetes, Peronosporales, Peronosporaceae. The record is from the annotation of a GenBank genome assembly.
AUGCCAAGCUUCUGUCCCAAAUGCGGGGACUUUGUGGAAGAGAAAGCGUGCAAUAAGUGUGGCGAAGCAGCGGUGACAGCUAAGGAGAAUCCCUGGAAAACGGCGUCCAUGGUGCCCGGAGGCGACCAGAUGAGCGUCCCAGCGUUGCCUACAGCUUUUACGGCAGCUGCACGUAUCAAGAUGAUGGGGGUUCAGCCUGUUUUGAAGCCUGCGCCCAAAGAGAAAGCAGAGGCGCGUUUCAACUUUGUACCGCAGGAUCCGAGUACACAGUUGGCUUUGUCGAAGGGUGACGCAGUAGACGUCGUGCGCAAAGACAGCGACGGCUGGUGGUUUGUCAUCAAGGAUGGCGAAAGAGGGCUUGUGCCAGGCUCAUACUUGUAUAUUGAAAACCCCAUUAUACCCGUGACCGAUGCCACGAUCCUGGCGGCGCGCGAAGCGUCUAACCAGAGAUUUAUGGAAAUGCAGCGCAACUCUGGAAGCAGUGCGCAGGGAGUCGAGCCGGGCGUGGAGUACCAGUCACCGCUUGGACUGGAAGCGCUUGCGAUUGCAGACUCAUGUGCACCGAAGCCGCAAAAUGGGCCUGUGCGCGUAGACGCCAAGUCGGGUGGCACCGAGUUUAAGCCUGGCGAGGUGCGCAAGUUGAGGAAGUGCUACGCUUGCAAGGAGACUAUUUUGGGCCGAACGAAAGUAUGCAAGGACCAGAUUUUCCAUGAGAUAUGUCUUUUGUGCAAAGGUUGUCGCGAGUCGAUUGAAGAAAAUGAAGACUUUACACUGAUUAAGAAGAAGGCGUACCAUGCCGAUUGUGCUAAAGACGUAAAUUACUGCUUUGUGUGCGACAAGGAGAUUUUGGGCCGAGUAUACAGAGCUGGCGACGGCGCGUUUCACAAGCUCUGCAUGAUAUGUUCUGUGUGCAAUAAACAAUCGAAAGAAACUGGAGCAACAUUGGUAAAUGACCUUCUCGUUUGCGGCGAUUGCGCUGCGGAGAAAGAGAGAAAAGAGAGGGAAGAGAGAGAAGCUGCGCUCGAACGUGAGCAGGCUGCUGCUCAAGCGAAAGCAGAAAAGGAGGCAGCUCUUGUUGCGGCAAAGGCAUUGGAGAAAGAGAAGGAACGAAAAGCUCAGGAAGCUCAGAAGAUUGCCGAGGAGGCUGCUUGUGCACAGGCAGAAAGAGAGGCAGCAGAGGCCGAGACGCUGCAAAGAGAUGCUGUUGUUGUGAAUGGCAAUGGUCGAUUUGGAUAUGAUAGCUUUCGAUCAAGUACGUCGAAUCUCGACCAGUUUGAUUUGGAGGCAACACCUCUCGACAUUUCGGGACAUAACGGUCGGAUAUCUGAAGCAUCAGAUUUGGACUCGAUUCUUAGCGAUGGUGAUUAUGCUGGAUACAUGGGAAGCGGUCAAAGGGAAUCGCUGCGUUUGUCGGAAGUGCUUGAUCUUGAGUCUUACAGCGAUGACCGUUUGUCCGACCUAAGCGGUAUCUCAGAAGGAGCUGCCGAACGAAUGAGGCCGCGGCAUUCAACAAUUGAAGGAAUACUGAAAGAAGGCGAACAAGCUUUUUCGGAAGAUGAGGAUGAUCGAGAGCUUUGUGGUGGCUGCGAGCUUGUACUAGAAGGAGAAGCUGUUGGUGCUCUAAACCAAUACUUCCACAUUGAGUGUUUCAAAUGCAGUCAUUGCAGCCGCGUUAUUGCUGAAGAUGAUGGUUACGCCGAGAAGGACAACCAGGCGUUUCAUCAAGCGUGUUACCAGACUCGGUUUGGCAAAAUGUGUCAUCGAUGCGACAAGGUUCUUAAAGGUAAAGUGGUGAAGGCUCUCGACCGUCUUUACCACCCAGACUGCUUUGUAUGCUUCCAGUGCAGCGCUUCUCUCUCAGCAGAGAGUUUUUUCGAGCACGAAAGCCAAGCGGUUUGCGCCAAGUGCAAGCACAAAGCUAUUGCAUUGGAAGAGCCCAGCCUCCCAGAGAAAUUGAUCCCGGUAUCUCAAGGCAUUGCUGGCUACCGAUUUGACGCCCAGGAUGAGACACAAUUGACUAUUUAUCCGGGCGACGAAGUCACUAUUCUUCAGAAGGACGAUGAUGGCUGGUGGCUUGUGGAAUUGAGAAACAAUCGUGGUUACGUGCCAGGUUCAUAUUUGAUUGAGCGCCCUCUCGUGCUCGACUCAGAAUCCAGCGGAGGCACGCUUUUGCCGAAGCUGUGGCAACAAUCUGAUCGCCUGAUUGGCAUAUAUCUUGUCUUGCGCUUUGGCAAUGCCCCGUCCCGUUUUCAUUCGACGGCCAUGUGGAUCAAAAGUCUCACGCAUAAAGCUCCAGGGCUGCAGUUUGCUGCUCCAGCGUUGCUUGGCCGUAAGCAUCUGCGUGGAAUGCAUUCUCGUCGAGUCAUCGGCAUGUGGGAUCGAGUGCUGCCGUCACUCUGGCAUCCAUUGGCAUCGCUGGAGCAGUCGCUUAUGGACGUCGAGGUAAUGGCUCGCCGAGUGUUUUCACCACGCUUUCCACCGUUUGCUCCGUUUCAGCGUAACACGUUGCCGAAGUUGCAUCAUGGCGACGAGGAGUUUUUCAAGGAUUUGCCAAUCAAAAGACCAGAAGAAGUGACAAAAGCUACGUUGAAGGCUGCUGCACCAGCGUACAGUGCGACAAAGAAGGAAGGAAGCAACGCAUCUCUUGACUCAAAUGAGCCGUCAACUGGUGCCGAAGGCACUAUACCUCACCCGUCAUUCACUUCGUACUCAUACACGUGCUCAACCGUAUUAGACCAUAGUGGUCGUCGUAUCGGUACAACUCGUCGACGUUACGAGGAUUCAACAGGCCGUCUGAAGGCGUCACAUGAGCGCGAGAUUGACGGCAAAAAUAUAAAGACGGUGUGGCAGCGCUCCAACACGCAAGAUGAGGGCGAGCAUAAAACGGUCUGCUCAAUUGACAGUCCAGACGAGUUUGAGAAAGAGUGGCUUGAGACGCCGUUUGGUCGAGCUGAGGACGAGGAGCUGGUCAAGUGGGUAGAAGACCGAGAGCGUAGUGUGUACGAAGCGUUUGGUAUGGAAUACAACUCAGACAAACCGAAGCAGAAUGAAAUGACAAAUGAAGAGCGAAAAGUUGUGGAGGAAGGAGGGACGGAACGGAAGGAGAAGAUUCAGGAAAUGUCGAAGCGGCAGGAAGAGGAGACAACAUCUCCAGAGUUUACGUCGUAA